This is a messenger RNA of Aphidius gifuensis, 1050 nucleotides long. RefSeq lists its product as uncharacterized. The transcript has 5 exons. The record is from RefSeq and is a predicted model, not a curated record. Bases 1 to 1050 code for a protein of 349 amino acids. NCBI's taxonomy places the organism in Eukaryota, Metazoa, Arthropoda, Insecta, Hymenoptera, Braconidae.
AUGUCAAAAAUAAUAACAUUAGAUAAUCGUGAAAAAUAUAAUAAAAUAUUUUCUGAUACUGUUAAUAUUUGUCUUGAAACAUUAAGUAAAGAUCAUUGUUAUCAUGUCAGUAGAUUGGGUUGUGGUGAAUUAAUUUCACCUUUAGUUGCUCGAUUGAGUAUCAAAUUAUCAGGAUAUUUAAAAGAAAUUAUUAACGAGAUUGAAAUGGAAUCAUGUGAUCAACCAGUUAUUAAAAUUGAUGAAGAUGGAAGCGUUGAAUUUAAUGAUGUCAAUGAUUUACGUAGACAGCUUAAUCCUUUGUUAAAUGUAACAAUGAAAAAAGGUCAAGCUCAGCAAAAUAUUGAAGCAUCAACAAAUGUGCACAAAGAUCCAAAUAAUUAUGUUGACAACAACAAAGCUGGAGGACAAUCUAGAUCAUCAACAAAUAAAAUUAAUUCAGUAGAGGCAAUAAAAAACAAAGACUCGGUUUCAAUAGAACUAAUAAAAAAAAAGACUUGUCCAAAAGCAAUACCAUUAAAAAACAUCUGUCAAAGUUCAAAUACAAUUAAUGUUGAUAAAGCUGAUGAUAAUAAAGUCUUGAAAAGAGUUAGUGUAAUCUCUUCAAGUAAUGGUGUUAAACAUACGCCAUUGCAUCAACAAAGCUCUUUAAAAUGCACCAGUGGACAGUCUGAAAUGACUCAAAUUAUUAACAUGUGUAGUUCUGAUGAUGAUGAUGAUGAAAUAACUAAGAAAAGAAAUAAUAGCAUGACAAAAAAUCAUGGACAAUCAGGCAAUAAAUUUAAAAAAUUUAGACCCAAUGACAAUGAUGAUAGCACAGUGAAAAUUGAUGAUUCAAUAAAAAACAAACUCAAAAAAGCUGCAAUAUAUAAUUCAAGCUUAACAUACAAAAAAUUAUUAAAAGCUAAAAAAAAAUUAAAAAUAAACGCUGCAGAUAAAUUUUGGCCAGUUGAUGAUCGCUUUCGUUUACCAAUUUGGAGAAAACAAUUUUGCGAAAAAUAUAAUAUAACUGGUAAACCAUCAGAUCGCGUAAUAAGCUAUUUUUGUAAAUGA